AAAAAAUAAAAAAAAAGAAAAGCAAAUAUAUUCACAUUAUCGAUGUAUAUAACCACAUAUAUAGCAGCACUUAAUUCGACGAACUCUAUCUGGAUUUUGCUUUAAAGUAGUUCAAACAAGUUGAUAGAUAGUGAUAAGAUUACAAAAAAUUGUAAUCUCUAAGGUGUGUUACGAUUCUGAAAUCAUUCUGUGUUGAAAUUUCACCUGCGACGCGUGCUAAAUAUCGAAAUGCCAGCUUAUAGAUGGGUUCAUCGGUCAGCGGGAUCGUCAAUACCCCCAACAGCUGUUGUCGGUGGACGUGACGUAGAUGGUACUACCAUUUAUGUUGGUAAAGCUUAUCACGAUGGUGAUGUACUUCCAGCUAAAGUAAUUCCUGACAAAAAUGUUGCAUACGUUUGUUACAACGGCGAGGAACAUGCCAAAUCUGAUUUCGAGGUAUUAUGCCAAAGCGAAUACGUAUGGGAAUUUUGCAAUAGCGGAUCAAUUCCUGCGGAUGCAGUAGCAGGUGGUGAAACAAGCGACGGUGAAACAUUAUACAUUGGUCGUGUUCUUCACAAUGGUUCUCAGACAGUUGGCAAGGUACAACCGAGUCACGGUUGCCUUUACAUUCCUUUCGACGGUGAAGAAUUAUCCUUCAAGGAUUACGAAGUUUUAACCAUUCGUUAAUAUACUUACUUUUAAUAUCUUUCGUUUAUGAUUAUAAUAUGAUGAUAUAAUUAACAUGUUCAAAAUACAGAAAAAAGAAAAGGAAAUCAAUUUAUUCAUAGUGUUAAUUUUGAAAUUUGUUUUGUAUACAUAAAAAUAGUUAAUGCGAAGUCUUUUAUUAAAUAGUUACUGUAUAAAAAAAAGCAGUACUUUACUACAUACAGUAUUUGAUUGUAAGAAACACAAGAUAAUAAUUAAAACAAAAUAUCUA
Molecule: messenger RNA, 916 nt
Organism: Polistes canadensis
Lineage: Eukaryota; Metazoa; Arthropoda; Insecta; Hymenoptera; Vespidae
Product: natterin-3-like
Exons: 4
Coding region: 229-666 (145 amino acids)
Source: RefSeq, a predicted model, not a curated record